Aplysia californica (California sea hare) is the source of this 3633-nucleotide messenger RNA. Its product is annotated as serine/threonine-protein phosphatase 6 regulatory ankyrin repeat subunit B. The transcript is spliced from 2 exons. Lineage: Eukaryota; Metazoa; Mollusca; Gastropoda; Aplysiida; Aplysiidae. The coding region runs from base 935 to 2392 and encodes 485 amino acids. The record is from RefSeq and is a predicted model, not a curated record. Gene Ontology annotation, molecular function: protein binding.
AUAAUCAUGAUGGUACGCGUGACUAGGCCUAUUUAUAACGUCUACGUCAGAUCAGAUUAUAAACGGAAAUCCCGUUCUAUUUUCGGGCAAGAACUUCCCAGAUCUGCUUGUGGCAGUUCACCGAAGUGAAGGGAUGAAAACAAUCGUCUGAUGUGCACGACUGCACUUUAUUAUUGAUUAGAUCGAUUUUAACAGGUUUUCUUCGACAUACAACUGUGAAGCAGAUCCAUUUUAUGAACUGAUGUCAACCAUGCUACGUGCUGAUGUCACCAUGCUGUGAGCUGAUAAUGGGGAUGCUGGUUUUUACAGUUGUCAUAUCGUGUAAUUUGACGAAUUCAUUCUUCUGGACAUACUUAUAUAUCGUUAUAUAUCAAGUACCACCGUGGUCGUAAGGAGAAAGGAAAACUGAAUUACAAUUUGUGAUUUCCUGAUUGCAGAUGUUAUGAAUGAUAAAGAUCUAAACUUGGUGAAAAUGUAUUGACAAGUGUGCACAAACUGUAUUCAGUAUUGGAUAGUGCACUUUAUAAAACUUUGUGAGGUCAUAAACAAAGCUUGAAGACAGAUUAAUGUCGAACAAAAGCAUAUUUUUCUGACCUUGAGAAAUUGUUAAUUGCCUUUGUGCCCCUUUUGCAGAAUGUGAGACUGAUAUAGGGCCUACAGUCAAAAUUGCCUAAGACUGCCACUGAUUGAUGAGGAAAACAGUGGUUGUCUUAGACAGGUGGACAUCCCGGACAGUGCCAUUGUAAUAGUUUCAAAACACAAGGAGGGAAGGGGAAAGUGGUCGUUUGUGCAGGUCUUGGAAGGGUGGUCAUAAGAGCAUGUUCAAUUGACAUACUUAAAAGUUUAGCUUGUGAAUACUUUAGACGUUUGUCAGUGAAUACUUUAGACGUUUGUCAGUGAACACAUAUUUAUUUGAGUUGUUUCAAGUGAAAUAAUGCCGCUUUCAUUCCGAAGUCGCUCAGUUGUGACGCGUUCAGACGGUCCGUCACCGUCAAUGCCCAGUCAUAAUAUGUUGGUGGAAAAACUGAGGGACGCUGUUUUUCAAAAUGAUGUCAAAGAACUUCAAAGACUCUUACUGGAAGGUGGUCGUGCACGUGACAGAUUUCACAAUGACACUGAGAGCGGUUCAACUGUGCUCAUGGAGGCCUGCAAUCUGGGUCAACAUGAGUGUGUUGACGUGCUGACCCGCCAUUGUGAGAAAUCGGCGCUGGAUGCUCGUAAUGUUACUGGGACCACCGCAUGCAUGCUGGCUGCAGAGAAGGGACACAUUACCUGUUUGAAGAUGUUGAUAGAACGUGGGGCUGAUAGUGACCUAGUGGAUCAUCAUGGUUGUAGCAGUUUGAUGUUAGCGGCAAUUUGGGGGAAUAUCAAGUGUUUACAGUACCUUAUAGAAAAUCACAGCGAUCUGACAAAGACUGAUAUUGAGGGUAGGACUGCUGUAAUGAGAGUUGCCAUGAGCGGGGAGAUUGAAUGUCUGGAGAUAUUGUUAACAAAUGCCAUUCAAACAUCUGAUGAUGCUUCUUCACUUGAGAGCAGAGAAAGUCUGUCUAGAUCCCAAGCCACAAACCUGAUUAAUUGUGUUGAUAGAUAUGGGAGUAGCGCACUCAUGCUCUCUCUGCAAUCAAAGGAGGAGAAGUGUGCAGAGCUCUUGUUAGACUGUUUCGCGGACGUCAAUAUUGUAAACAGAGUUGGGAAAACUGCCCUCAGAUUGUCUUUUGAUCAACACAUGCUUCCAUUGUCACGUAGAAUUCUGGAGGCAGGUGCUAAUGUGACUCUUUCUCCAAAUGACCAAAUGCUUUUGCAUGAGGCAGCAGCUAGGGGGGAGAAUGUCAUAGCAAGGUACAUGAUUCUGAACAGAUGUGCUCCCACACUGAGGGAUUGUAAACAUGUGGUUUUUGACUUCCCUUACAUGGGCACGCCUAUUUCUCCCCUGUGUGUUGCUUUCUUGUCUAAGAACAGCAAUUUGGCCACAUAUCUUAUUGCAAUACGCUUCCUGACUCGUUACGAUGUCACCACAUUAAGGAGCUGUCCUAAAUUGCUUAAUAUUCUUUCAGAGUAUGUUUGCCGGCAACCCCUUGACUUGUUACAGAGAUUCCGGUCAAAACCACUGACACUGUUCACUUUAAGUUUCGUAGCUUCGUCUGACUCCAUGGGAACUGGGUCUGACCGGGAACAAAGAAUACGCUCUUCGGGCCUUCCUGAUCGGUUUAAAGACCAGCUUUUAUUUCAGGGUCAAUGGGCACGCUUAUGUGUGUCUCAGUGGCAAGACCUGGCACUAUAUCAGGACAGCUUUGUGAAGGAAUGCUUUUGUGAUGAUUGCAGAGGUUCUAAUGGCUUACAGUUUUCUGAUGAGAUAAGUCCUUUGCCAUCUAGAAAGAUUUUCGAAUUCUAAAGAGUAAUUUUUGCAUCUCCUUACUUUGAUUUUGUCAAAACAACUUCAGAAAAAAGUUUCAGCAACCUGUAGCUUUUUAAAAAAAUGAUUUUAAUCUAUUGCAGUAAGAAAAUUUUUGUCCAGAAAACAUUGCUCUUUAUUGAAUAAUAGAUUUUACUAUAGACUAGCUCCUCCGAUUUUUAAAAAUCAUAUUUUUUGUGGGUUUUAUUGCAGAUAACUUUUGACUAUAAGCCCCAGUUUCUCUCAAACUUUUACCUGUAAUCUUGUAUCAAUUUGUCUUAACUAGGCAUAUAUAAGAGAAUGGUUCUGGUCUGUAUAGUAGUAUUAAGUAAUGAGCAUUUAUUUUCCUCUUUGUCUUUGUUAAACAAUGAUAUAUAGAGUCACAAAAAAGUGAUGACUUAAAAUGCACCAAAGCUCACAGUAAUCCAUGUCUUCAUAAUUUGUAUAAGUUUAAGAGGACGUUUGAAAUUUUAAAAUUCUAUUUCUAUAUAUGGCUCCUUGCUUGUGAACAGUUUUUUAGCUUUGAACAUUUCCAAUUAUCAUGUUAGCAAAUGGAAGUUGUGGCUUGUUUGAACCAAGAAAGUUGAUUAACACCUAUCCUAAAAUAUGUUCCUGAACUAUACUGUAAAAUAUGUUUAUUUGCAACCUCAGAUUGAGGCGCAAAAAAACGGGCCACCCAUGCCUGGGAGAAAAGUCCUUUCACAUGAAUCUAUGACACUAUGACGUUGAAAAAGAUAUUGCUUGAAAAGACAAAUCAGGAUUCUUCCAAAAGCAACAAAAUGCCUUUUUUUCAUUUUUGGCACCAAUUUUUUUUUAUUUGCUAAAUCGAAAACCCAAUUACUUGUGUGAAAAAAGCAAAGUGAAGCUGUGAUUAGUUUUUUGAAAAUAUUAGGCUUCAAAUUUUGAAAGAAUGACUUUUUAAAAUGGUUACGAUGACAAAAAGCCUUUUUAUCUCGAAACUGCCGUGAAUUUUAAAGAAAAGCAAUAUGUCAGCUUACCGCAGGAUUGUCAUAUAGCCGACUCCGCAUGUAUUGAACUCGCUUGAGUUGAUCUUCGGUUCAGUUUACCUUUUUCUCGAGUCAUACCACCUGUUUUUCUUUACAGGUCCAAUGGUUAAGUUGAAUUUUGGAUGAGUUGAUCUUUUUUCCCCUCCCACGACGACAUCAACUCUUCCAUAGUCGCCUGUAUUUAUAAUCUGAAAGCUCAACAUAAAUGGAAUAAAAAAUUAUUCACAACAACUA